AUGGACGACUUUAACAGUGAGACGGAUAGUGACUACACAAGCUACUGGCGAGACUGGUUUAUAUCAUCGCGCGGAAACGAAUACUUCUGCGAGAUUGACGAAGAAUACCUCACCGACCGGUUCAACUUGACGGGCCUCAACACGGAAGUCCAGUACUACCAAUAUGCACUCGACCUUGUAACGGAUGUCUUCGACUUUGACUGCGACGAUGAUAUGCGCGAGCAGAUUGAAAAGUCGGCACGGCACCUAUAUGGUUUGGUACACGCUCGAUACAUUGUCACAACUAGGGGUCUAGCAAAGAUGCUCGAGAAGUUCAAGAAGUCUGAUUUCGGAAAAUGCCCCCGCGUCAUGUGUGAAUCCCAACCGUUGCUGCCCAUGGGCCAAUCCGACGUGCCCAACGCCUCGCCCGUAAAACUCUACUGCGCCCGCUGCGAAGACCUCUACAACCCUAAAUCCUCGCGCCAUGCCGUAAUAGACGGAGCGUACUUUGGCACCUCGUUCCAUAAUAUCCUCUUCCAAGUCUACCCCGCGGUACUCCCGCCAAAGUCCCAACGACGAUACGAGCCUCGCGUCUUCGGCUUCAAGGUACACUCUGCGGCGGCGCUGGCUCGUUGGCAGGCGGACAAGAAGGACGAGAUGAAGGACAGGCUGAAGAAGUUGAACAUGGAGACGGGGUUUGAGGAAGAGGAUGAAGAGCUGGAGGAUGACGAUGAAGACGAUAUGGAACUCCAGGAAGGAGUCGAGGGAGCGGCUGCACAGCUGUGA
Messenger RNA from Pyrenophora tritici-repentis Pt-1C-BFP, 765 nucleotides. Its product is annotated as SKB2, Casein kinase II, beta subunit. The record is from RefSeq and is a predicted model, not a curated record. Lineage: Eukaryota; Fungi; Ascomycota; Dothideomycetes; Pleosporales; Pleosporaceae. Gene Ontology annotation, molecular function: protein kinase regulator activity. Gene Ontology annotation, cellular component: cytoplasm; protein kinase CK2 complex; UTP-C complex. Gene Ontology annotation, biological process: regulation of transcription by RNA polymerase III.